AUGGAUUCUCUCAGGCUUCCGUUCCCCUCCUCAGCCUUCUUCCUCCUCCUCCUCUUCCCCCUCGCCGCCCUCGGCUCAGGCACGGUCUUCAGCGUGCAGCGCAGCAAUCCGCCUUCUCCUCUCCAGCCGCAAGCUUCGCUUCUCCUCCGCCAAAGAAAUGGAAACCGGCGAAAUCGCAGAGAAGAGGGGAAAGAGGGAGGAAGCAGACCGCAUAGAUUCUCUCAGGCUUCCGUCCCCUCCUCAGCCUCUUCCUCCUCCUCCUCUUCCCCUCGGCCGCCCUCGGCUUCAGGCACGGUCUUCAUCGCGUGCAGCGCAGGUUCUCGGGCGGGUGACCACACCAUCGCGAUCUCAAGAGAACCACGAUCUCAACCGCCACUGGCGCGCGCCUGCUCUCCGCCGCUCCAUCAUUUCAUCUCGGCGGAACGGCCUUGCACAUCUACUGGGUUGUACUUUACUGAGAUUGGGAUCGGGACGCCUCCCAAGAAUUUCAGCGUGCAAGUUGAUUCAGGGAGUGAUAUCCUGUGGGUGAACUGCGCUCCUUGCGAGGGGUGCCCCAAAACUAGCAUCCUGGGGGCUGACUUGUCACCGUAUGACCCUGAAGGUUCCAGUAGUGUAUCAAAACUAGGGUGUGGUGAAGCAUUUUGCAGUGUACUUAGUGGAGGAGGGAGUCCAACAUGUGCCCAUGAUGACCCGUGCAAAUUCACAGCGACAUAUGGUGAUGGCAGCUCGGCUACUGGAUAUUAUGUAACAGAUCUACUAAGUUACAACCAAGUUUCUGAGGAUCACAAAACACGACUUGCCAGUGCAAAUGUUACAUUCGGCUGUGCUUCUAAGCAAACUGGGGCUUCAAGUGUAGGAAUUGAAGGCCUAAUGGGCUUUGGACAGGCCAACUCUUCCACAAUCUCUCAGCUGGCAUCUUCUGGAAAAGUGAGGAAGAUAUUUGCUCAUUGCUUGGACACUAUUAAGGGAGGUGGAAUUUUUGCUGUUGGAAAUGUUGUGGAACCAAAAGUGAAGAUGACACCUUUGAUACCUAAAAUGCUUCACUACAAUGUCAAUCUGACGUCAAUUGAUGUUGGGGGAAAGAUGCUACGCUUACCACUCACUAUGUUUCAAACUAGAGAGAAGUCAGGAACAAUCAUUGAUAGUGGUACAACCUUGGCUUAUCUUCCUGAAAUUGCAUACAAACGUUUGAUUGAUCAGAUCUUUUCAGAUCAUCAAAAUCUAACCUUGACAACCAGCACGGAUAACUUUACAUGCUUCAGUUAUUCUGAAAGCAUGGAUGAUGCAUUUCCAGUUGUCACUUUCAAUUUUGAGAUGAAUGUUACAUUAGAAGUGAAACCCCAUGAUUAUUUCUUCAAAAACAAGGAUGUCUGGUGCAUUGGUUGGCAGAACAAUGGAGAUAAAGAUGCAAUUCUUUUGGGAGAUAUAACCUUAUCGAACAGGCUAGUCAUUUAUGAUCUUGAGAAUCAAGCUGUAGGUUGGACAGAUUAUGACUGCUCAUCGAGCAUUAAAGUCGAAGAUGACACAAGUAAAGCAGUAAACAGCAUCGACGCUCAUGCUCUGCCAUAUGAUCCGCCAUCCUCUGCCAGUAUAUUAGAAAUUGGAAGAUCCAUAUUGCUAGUGCCAUUGGUUUUCCUACUUCAUUUGCAUAAUUGAUUUAUUUAUUUACACGAAUUCUCGUGAAAAGACAGAGAAAUAUACUUCCGUAUAUUGAAGCUCACUUUUAUGCUUGGUCCAUCGACGAUAUGCAUCAGAACUAGUUUUGUUUAUUAUUCAUGAGAACCUAACAGAAGAAACGAGGGGGAAAUGGAGGGAGAAGAAGAGAAACUUCCUGGAACAAUAUCAGAGGAACCGUAGAAUGUAAGGUGUAAUGACUUACAGCUGACUUAAUGCAUUGAACAUAGCCGUUAAAAUCCAAAGUUGUAGGAAUAUUUAUUUCGAUUCCGUAUAUAUAUAUAUGGCAACGUUUGGGUAUCCCAUGGUUCUACAUAGAGGCAUUCAUUUUGACAACCCUCAGUAUGCUUGUUAGGGGUGUGCAACGGGUUGAAAAGUUUUCAAACCGACUCAAACCGUCAUAUUUAUAAAAUCGAUUUU
Molecule: messenger RNA, 2094 nt
Organism: Asparagus officinalis (garden asparagus)
Lineage: Eukaryota; Viridiplantae; Streptophyta; Magnoliopsida; Asparagales; Asparagaceae
Product: aspartic proteinase-like protein 2
Exons: 11
Coding region: 1-1656 (551 amino acids)
Biological process (GO): proteolysis
Molecular function (GO): aspartic-type endopeptidase activity
Source: RefSeq, a predicted model, not a curated record